Molecule: messenger RNA, 23268 nt
Organism: Cataglyphis hispanica
Lineage: Eukaryota; Metazoa; Arthropoda; Insecta; Hymenoptera; Formicidae
Product: muscle-specific protein 300 kDa-like
Exons: 22
Coding region: 1-23268 (7755 amino acids)
Biological process (GO): nuclear migration
Cellular component (GO): meiotic nuclear membrane microtubule tethering complex; nuclear outer membrane; cytoplasm
Molecular function (GO): actin filament binding
Source: RefSeq, a predicted model, not a curated record
AUGAAUGUAAAAAGAAUCCUCGAAAUUGACAUGGUAUAUGUAUUCUAUUGUUGUGCCUUGGCUGACCUUCCGCGAUGGAUAAAGCAGAGCCUGCAGGAACGGAUAGAAGAUUGGAAGCAACGCAGCAAAACACUGCUGGAUCAGAUAUACGCGGUAGAUCCGUACUACGUAUCUUCAAACGAAUACCGGUUCAUCGGUCAAGCCUCGUAUGCUGAUAUCGCAGCGGGACGUACUAGCCCGAGUUCGAGAAACUGUAGUCCAUACAGACAGCAACGAGACGUCACUCCUUCUACCACGGUCACGCAAGUAUUACGACCUGCUCUUAUACGAGUUCAGAAGUCGACUGUCGAAUGUCUUCCGUUAAAUGAAGCGCAAGUGUCAAAAACACAAAUUCAGGAAAGUGACCUGGACCAACCGAAGACGCAACCGCAAACCAAAAUGCAGGCAGAAUGCGUGCAGAUCGUGAACGAUCAAGGUACAAUCGGAGUGGAAGAGAAUCAAGAUAUAUCAGAAAUCCUUGUUGAAUCGCCCGUAACUCAUCGAGGACGAUCGCCUACGCGCAAGAUGAACUCAUUUAAUGCGAGAAACCCAAAGAUUCAAGAGGAAGAAGUUGACAAUCGUCGAUUUAGAGUAACUCCCAGGCAAGAAGCGCAAGCAGAAUCCACAAGAAAUACACUGGCACCGCGUGAAGAACAUAAAGGACGUUCGCUCAGUCCUAUGUGGGUCCCCGGUUCCACUUCUUAUGCUGAUAUUCUUCGCGGAAGUAUGCAAACGGCGCAGGCUAACACUGCUUUUGUGGAGCCAUCCAGACAAGAGAUGGUUCCUUUAUCCGGAGAAUCUUCACGAUCUUCGCUUGGCCGAAUUCAAUCUCCUCGCACGGAACAAGUCCCUGUGAGUUUCACCGUAAACGUAGACGAAUCUCAACAAAUUACCGAAGCUUCACAAGUCGCACCAACGCAAGAGGCGCAGAUAGAAAACGUGCAAAUCGCGGAGGCUUACUGUCAAUCUCCUGAAAUUCCCGCGAUGAAAGUAGAAGAGCAAAGCUACACCGAAUCCGGGCCGAGUAACUGGGCCGACAAAGACUUGGAAGAUAUGCUGCAACACGUCAAGCCUUAUGAGAACGUGCCGAGACAACCAGUCACCGAGACAGUGCAGUCGACCGAGAUGUAUGAUUACAUGGUACCGGAACCAAUGCCAAAAUUAAUAGGAUUCAUUGGAUCUCAGCUGAGAACGUAUCCUGUGAGUUCAUAUGUUUAUACGCCUUCGGAUCAUCAACAAGUGCAACAACUGGAUACUACAAACUUGAAUCCUUAUAAUAACAGCUCUUUGACUUACGCGCCAGAGCACUAUGUCGUGCAAACUUCGUAUCUUUCAACAUCGGAUAUUUAUCAACAAACUCCGAUGCAGCAAGAAUGUUCCGUUAAUGACACGAGACAUGAGAUUCCGAUGUUAGUAGAAAAAUCUACUGAAGUGCCAGUAACUGGGCAAGAUAUUCCUCAAGACGCGAUUAUAACUGAGUCUAUCGAUACAUCUAAGCAGAAAGAACCUGUAAAUGUUUUGGACACUUCUACGACAACAAAAACAGAAGGAAAAGAUACGUUACCCUUGAAUGAUAUCGAAUCCAAAGCGCAAAUCUUUUCUUACGCACAAAUACUCUCUCAGGGACUCAGCCCGCGUAUUACUUCGACACAUGUCAUCAAUAAAUCCCCGACCGAGGAUCAACAGAAUAAAGAGCAAUCCUCUCCAUCGUUCCGCGAAAUAUCGCCGUUGCAGGAAUCUAAGUGCGAGCAAGAUUCGCAUUCGAUUCCAAAAUCCAAGCAACAAUCACAACAAUCCAAGAAGGACGAUUGGGACAUGAUAAAAAGACGGGAGAUUAAAAAGAGGCAAUCGAAUGAUAAAACUGAACAGAUAGAUGAGAAAAAAUCUCGAAAGCUUGUUGAUAAGCCAAUGGAGAAACAGAAAAAGGAAAAAUUAAAUCCGUCAAAAGAGUUGGAAAUGCGAGACGAAUCUAGUAUUAUCAGUGAUAUUUCCGAAAAGAAUAUAAGCGAAGAAAAACCAGUGCAACGAGAAAAAGAAAUAACUGAUUCUAAAGAUAUGAAUCUGCUGCAAGAAAAGAAACGUAAGCAGAAAAAGAAAAAGAUAGAUAAAUCUGUAGGAGAUGAAAUUGAUAAAGCUCUCAAAGAAAUCGAGGACAUGGACAAACAGAAAGUAAAAUCGCAGAGGGAAAAGUUUAAAGAGCAGAUCGAAGAACAAAACAAAUCUCAAAAAACUGCUAACGAGAUGUUGGGAAAAUCUAAAGAUGAUGCUGACAAAAAACGGAGAAAAUUCGAGAAUAAAGUCCAAAAGCAAUCCGAUAUUCUAAGUGAUAAAAGAAAUGAUAAAAUGAAUGUUGUCGAUGAAAGCAAUAUAACAGGAACUGUAAAACUUCCAGACACUCUCAAGAUCGAGUUGCAAAACGAGAAAUCGAAUACGUCGAAGAAAUCAGAACUGGAUGCAGAGAGUAAUGAUAAAAAUCAAGAAAAAUUUGAGAAUGAUACUAAAGAAAUAAUCGAUGAUAAAUGUCUGGAAUUUAUUGAACCAAUGAUUGAUACAGAAAAGAAAGAUUCUAAAUUAAAGACGCUUGAUACCGCGGAAAUCGUUGAUAAAAUAAAUAGCAACGCGAAAGAAUUGACAGAGGAUAAAAAACUAGAACAUUAUCAUGCAAAUGAUGAAUUAGGAGCAGAAAAUCUUAUGAGAGAAAAUUCAGAGACAGCAGAUAAGAUGGAUGAUAAAAAAGCUAGUAAUAUUAAAAUGAUUGAAAAAGCUGAGAAACGCGAAGUAGAGAAAUGUCAGAUGAAAACGGGAAAACAGAAGAAAUCUCAGAAAGCGAAAUUUAAUACUCAAGAUAAAAAUAAAAUAAGCAAAGAUGAUAUUAAAACAUCACAACUUGUUAAAAGUGAAAAUAAAUCUGUUGGAGAAAAAGAUGAACUUCAUACCGAGUCAAAACCUUCAAGUGCAUCUACGAUAGAAAGUUUCGUCCAAGAUCAAUCUAAAGAGAAAAUAAAUGUGACUGAGCAUGUAUUAGUACCCGAUAACAGUUGUUUUAUUCAAUCAAAAACAGAUAUCGAAAAUAACUUGAAAAUGGACGAAAGAGAAAAUGUAACGUCUUGUCAAGUUAAUAAACGCGAGCCAUCUCUUUCUAAGAGCAAGAAAAAGAAGUCGAAGGGCAAAACUGUCAUUCAAUAUACUGCAUCGACAUCUAAUAUAAAAUGUACCGAAAAAUCUGAUUUGACAGAUGUGGAUCAGACUGCAGUAAGUGUAAUCGUUAAACCAAUUACAGUAAAAGAAGAUGUACAUAACAAAACUAUGGAGUUAGUCAAAGAUGCUGAUAAACCAGAAGCAGUCUCUACUUUAAUUACAGAAGUUACAGAAGUUAUAAAAGAUAUUUCGGAGCCAGCAAUUUGUCCUAAACAAGAAAAAUUAGACAAAAAUCCAUCUUUGCCUGUGAAAAUUGAUAACGUUGAGACCGAAGAGACGCAAGAACUAUUAAAAAAUACUGAAAUUGAGUUCGAUUCUAAAGAUUCGAGCGAUUCGGUCGGCGAGGCUAAAAUACAUGAGCCUGAACACAAGGAAAAUAUACAUAAUAAUUUAGAAUCCGAACAAUUGCCAUCAACAGGAAAGGCUUUGAUAAUAGAAAAAACGGUUAUUACCGUAACUACUACUAGCACGAGUAUUCCAGGAUCGAUAAAAAUCACACCUGCCAAUGUCAAGUCCGUUAAGUCGGUUGAGAUUUUAGAAAACAUACCCGUACCCAAAAUCGUAGGUUCAAAAGUUACCGAAUUAAUCACUUUGCGUCCUGAAACCGUAGAAGCUAGUCUCAUCACUACUUACGCUAGAGUACCGAACGAUAUUCCCGUUUGUAGCUAUCCGGAACAAUCAGAUCAGGCGAUGAAUUCUCAAACAAUAGAUUUAAAUUCCGCGAGUUCUACUGAGAACAUAAUGAUAUCCAAUGAAUCAGCUCCGUUCGAUAGCGUGCAAGAUAGGAAAAAGAUUUGUUCGGGCAUUUCAGAAAAAUUCCAUGACGCGCCGAUGAUCAUUGCGCUUGAAGAUAAAAAAGGAGAACUUGUUGCUCAUUUAGAUGAUAACAUGGAAAAACAGAAAGGGUCAGUUUUAUUAAAUGAAUUCGAAAUUAAGCAAGAAGAUUUCCGUCAACCAGAUAUAAAAGUUUCUGAAGAUGAACGCGAGAUAGAUAAUAUAACGAAAGAAGAGACAUUCUCCGUUGAUUUCAUUUCACAGAAUAAUAAUAUUAUAAAAAGUCAAGAUAUUAAUGAUUCUGUCGAAACAGAUAAUACUACGGUAAUUAACAAAAUUGAUCAAGACGUAUCAUGUAUUCCGAAUAUGGAAAAGAAAGAAUUAGAAGGAAAUAAAAUAGAAGAAAAUAAAGUCAAUAUCGAAACUCAGAAUAACCAAGAAAAAGUAGAUAAACAAACAGAGAUUGAGGCGAAAUGUGAAAAUCUUACCAUUAGUAAAAUAAAAAGCGAGAAUAUACCCGAAAAUGUAAAGAAGCAAAUAAUACCUGAUUAUUUAGAUGUUAUUAAACCUUAUGCCAUGGAUCGUCAUGCUUAUAAUAACGCAGAAAGUAAUUUUUAUCGCCAUUUCAAAGUAGUUAAAAUAGUAAAAGAAGUUCAGCCACCCGCUACUGUAAUUCCGAAAUCAGAAAGUAUAGAAAGAAUUGUACAAGAAUCAGUAAUGAAACCUAAAUCUGACAACCGAGAAAUAUCUGAAAUUAAUUCGAGAAGACAUGCUCUUAUCAUAGAGACAUUAAAAUAUCCAAUCAGCAGUUUUUACGAGAUUGAGUCACAAUGGAUUAAAGAUAAAUUCAGCUCCGAAAAAUCUGUGUCUGUAUCAACUGAUGACUCCGACUUAAAAAAUUCUGCAGUAGAAAAAAUUGAACGAAAAACUAUUGAAAAGAAAGUGACAACAGAUGCAGUGUCAGCCGAAGAAAUUCAACAACAAAAUAUGACAUUAGUUAACACAACUGCUAAUACUAUAUCACUCACUGAUGUAACAGAAGAUUUAAAUAGUACUAGAAUCGAUUCAACAUCACAAGAAAUUAGUACAAUUACAGAAUUAAAUGCUUCUAAUGCAUCAUCCAUUGAAAAAAUUAGUGAUAAUCAAUUGGCAAAUGCUGAAGCAAUAACAGACACAAAUAUACAAAUAGGAGAAGCUGUUACAAAAGAUAUUAAGACUGAGCAAGAAUUAUUAGAAAUUAAAACAACACCAGUAAUAUCAUCUAUAAACUUGAAAUUUGAUGAUGCUUGGAUUGAUCUUCUUGAAGAAGAAAUAAUACUUGAUGACGACUUUGACGGUCCAGAAACUCAAACAAAAGAAAUAACUAUCGAAAAACAAGAUGAGAAGAUUGAAAAAGAAAUGACAAUUGAAGAUCGAGAAGGAAGAAUUGAGAAGGAAAAAGCAAAAAUUGAAAUCUUAGAUAAUGCAACUCAGAUAGAAACUGUUGUUAAAGAUGAAUAUCAUAUUGACAUAGAAGAUACUCAGAAUAAUAUUUCAUAUACGGAAAGCAAGAAGCAAAGCAAGAAAAUGAAAAACCAAUCAAAGAAGGAAUCAAAGAAGGAAUCAAAAAAGGAAUCAAAGCAUAUUAAAGACGCAAAAUCUAAGGAUUAUGCAAAGAUUAAAGUUGAAUCUAAAAAACAAAAUGACGUUGAAAUUAAAAUAGAUGCUACUAACAGCGAUUUAUCGCCAGCACAAAGUAAUCUAGAAACACAUGAAACAUUGAAGAAAAUAACUGAACCUAAUAUAGAAAAAUCUUUAAUAGCGGAUGAACAACAAUCUGAAUCUUCCAAGGAUAAUGCGAAAUUGAAAAAUUUAAACGAAUCUAUAUUGCAGCAAAAAGCACAUGAUACUAUUGAUGAAACACAUGAAAAAACAUUAUUAAAAGAACAUAAAUUGAAAUCUAGUAAAAAAUCUAAGAAACAAAUGGAAAAAUCUGCAAUCAUAUCCAAAGAAAAAUCAGCGUCAGAACAUCAAGAUAACACGAAGGAAGAUCACAAUGACGUACUUCCUACAAUGACAGAAAUCGAAUCGAAUAUACUUGGAGCAUCAUCGAGUGUACAAAAACAACAAGAAUCAACAGAGAAUAACAUGUCUAAAUACGACAGUCCAUUAAAUUCGAAUGCCAAAUCGUGGACGACCGUCGUUGGUACCAAAGAUUUAACAGAAAUAACUGUUUUGGAAGACGAUUCUUUGAAUACUCAAACAUCCACUAUUAAUUGUCAAGAUGCAACAGAUAGUGAUAAGAAUAUUAUUGUAGAACAACCACAAGCAUCAGUCGUUCAUAAUUUGUGCGAAAUUUCAUCAAAACAAGAUAUGUAUUCCCCUCCAUUAGAAAAUCAAACAAGUAAAGAUGUUAGUGAGAAAUUAAAAGCAACGACGACGGAUAAAAUUGUCGAACCGAUCGCGGAAAAAUCCAUUGAAUCAAGGAAACAGCUUAAAGAAGGUAACAAGUCUUAUGCGCAAGUCGCAGCUUCUUCUCGACGAACUCCUCCUCAGACUUCUCAAGAAGAAAUAUGCGCUAAUCUUAACACACAUAUAAUUAAUUCUCUUCCAUCAAAGCCUGAUGAUAAAGCGGACAAUAUAAAAAUAUCCACUUCCGAUGAGAUGCAUGAAAAUUUAAAUACAGAAAAAUUAUUAGAGCAAGAUAAACAUGUUGAUAAAAUAAUAGCGCCUCAAUCUGCUGACCAAGAAACGGGUGUAGUAAAACCUAUUUCCCAAAACGAAUCAAUCCCUUGGGUAGAAGAAAUAGAGGAAGAGGCAUCUCUUUCGUCUACUUGUGUUAAUCCUACUGGUUCAAAAGAUGACAAUGAAACGUGUACGAAAUUAAAAACAAAUACAUGGGCUGCAAUAGUUGGCAAAAAAUCCAUAGAAUUGCCAGAAGUUAAUAACAUUCCUAGUCUCGAGCAAAAUCUCCGUAAGGAACAGACUGCAGAACAACGGCCUUUGGUUCAAAUUUAUGUAGAGGAAACUCUCGAACAAAAGCCGAUAGAGAGUUUGAUUCAAGUAGACGAACAAGGUUUCAUGGAAUUUGUUAAUCGAAAAGAAUUGCGCUCCAGACGUUCUAGAUCGCGUUCUCGAAGUGUUAGACGAAAUGACGAAAUUUUAGAUUCGGACAAGAAGAGUAAAACGUCAAAUGUAGAAUCUGAAAAUGUUAACACUAAGAAGAUUGAAGAUAAGAAUAAAGAGCCUGUACAAAGACAUGAUAAUAAACAAAAAGCCGAUGUGAAGAGUGACAAAUUGGCAAAUAUUGUUAAAAAAGAUGUUGUGCAAGAACUCGCUAAACCAUCUGAAAAAAUGAAUACAUCUAAAAACAAAGAUACAGUUAAGCAACAAAAAGAUUUGCAUAAACGUAAGAAAGAAAGUGAGAAACUACUUGCUGAGAGUCAAAGUCAGAAUGCUGAGAGUACAGCUAUUCAAGAAGUAAAGCCCGCACAAGACAAAACAUUUGAUGAGGAUAGAAAAAGUAAGUCAGAGAAGAACAAGUCUAGCAAGGAUCAAAUGAAACAACACACUCAAGUUAAUGAGCAAAAAGAAUUAACAGAUAUCGAAAAACCAAAAGAGGAGCAGAAAUUAAUAAAUGAGAUGGAAUUGUCUAAUAAAUUUCAAGAUGUAAAUGCGCAAGAGCAUGAAUGUAAAAAUGUAAAAGUAUUUUCAAUUACAGAGCAAAGUAGUGUUACAAAAUCUAAGAAAAAAUCGAAAAAUAAAAAAGUAAAAGUUACCACUGAACAAUUGGUUGAAAAUGUAUGUGUCUCCGACAUAAAUAAGAAAACGAUUAUAGCUGGAGAUUUGACAGAAAAGAAAGAAUUACUAAUAGAGCCAAAAUUAGACGAUGAAGUAAAAAUAAAACUUGAGGAAGCUGCUACUACAGAUACCACAUAUAAUAAGUCAACGAAUUUGAAUGAAGAAAUUCCAGCAGAAGAGACGAACAAACAAGAAAAUAUUGAGCAACAGGCUGUGACUUGUGACAAAACUACAGAAGAAGAAAGCAUUGAACAGAAUAUGACAAUUGACGAACCAAAAAAUACAAAGAUGUGUGAAAAAUCACAUAUAAAACAAGCAGAGGAAAAAAUGGAACCGAAAGAAAUUUCUAAACUCACAAGAGCAGAGAAACGAAAACAGAGAAAAAAGGCAAGAGCUUUAUUGCAAAAUGAAUCAAGUGACAAAAAAGAAUUUGAUACGGAAGAAGAUGUAGACCAAAAUAAAUCUGACGACACACUUGGCGACACGAAUAUAAUUGAAGAUAUUAAAGUUGAAAAAACGGAUGAAAAAACCGAAGAAGUUGCAAAUAUUGCACCGUUAAAAGAUAGAAUAGAUGUUGCAACUGAAAAUAAAAAUGAUGAAUCAAUAACUGAAAUACAAAUAGAAACAACAGAGAAAUCUUCAGAGAAAUCCGAAGCCGUAAUCGAAAAUAAAACAUUACCUUCACAAAUCAAGAAAGAAGAUGUCGAAAAUCAAAAAUUAGACAAUGAACCAACUAAAAUUUCACAUAUUUCGAAAGAUAUAAUUGAUAAGAACGAUUUCUCUGUUACAUCGGAAACAACCGAACACGAAAAUAUUAAGAAAUCUGAAUUACUUACAUCAUCUAUAGAAACAGAAAUAGCUGAAAUUAAAAGUCCGCUGUCAUCCGAAAAGAGAGGUGAGCAUGAACAAAAAUCUUUGAAAAAAAUUGACGCUAAACUCGAAGAUAAACAAGAGUUUCAGGAACAAGAAGAUUUGUCAAAAUGUGCGAAACAAGAUAUUACUGAUAUUACAGAUGAAAAUGUAUCGACUUUAAGCAAAAUGUUUGACGUAACUAAAAAAGAGACAGACUUGAAAACAGAAUCCAGUUUCGAUUAUUUAAGAGAAGAGGAGAAAAAUAUUUCAAUCGAAACGAAACUUGAACAAAACUUUGAAACAUCUACUGAACAAACAAAAGACGAAAUCAAGUAUGAACAAGAAACAUAUGAUAAACAAAUAGAAUUAUUAGAAAAUAAUAAUACUGCAGAACCAACAAUGGAUUCAGAAAAAAUCACGGAGAAUGAACAAAUUAUUGAUCAAAAAUCGAAACGCGUUGAACCCGAGGAAGCCGAAUCCGGCUGUAACAUCAUUUUGACAAUGGUUGAUAUAGAACAAAUUGAAUUGCCUCAAACAAAAACAUUCGAUCUUAAAUCUGAUGACACUUCGGAAUUGCACGAUAUUACAAUGGUUGAUAGUAAUGUCACAAAAGUAAAAUCAAUAUCAGAUAAUAUUGAAACAAAUAAAUCUGACGAAAAAGUAAAUGAAUGCAGUCAAAUUAAUGAUAUUUACAUGCCAGUGGAAACAUCGCCGAACAGCUUGACAAAUGUCUCCAUAAAGCAUUCAUUACAGCAUGAUAAAUUAUCCUCAGUUGCGCAAUGCUCCUUCGAAGAUGAGGACAAAUUGAAAAUUGAAAAUUUCGAUGCCUCGAUCGAGCCUAUAAAAUCCAAAGUACAAUUCUACAUAGCGGAUGAGAUUUUAGUUUUGAGUCCUGAUCGACGGAAGAACGUGUCAUCGGUGUCUCUUAUACAAGCACAACCUACAUCCAAGUUAUGUAAUUCACGAUAUCUCUCAAACGACCAUGGUUUUUGGCCUGACAAACGAUCCUAUCACGAAGCCGAGCGCGAUCACUUCGAGGACUUGGCUUUUCACAUGAAAAAGAGACUUUCACGCGGUAACGAACGCGAUUCCGACGAUCGUCAUCGCCCUAGAGAUCAUGACGAUGAUCACGACGGCGACAAUUCGGGCGGUAGAUCGCGGGACACUUGUGGAAAUUCGCAUUUCUUUUUCGGCACACCCCAGACAGAGCGUAUGGUAGCCGAUCUGCCCGGUGGCAUAUGUAGUUGGAGAGAUUAUAGCACUUAUCUAUCGAACGAGAGCGAGCGAACGCCGAUAGAUCAUAACUUGUCACUUGACGUGAUUAACAAUCAAGCGAUCGAUUCAGACUUAUCGUUGCUAAACGAUGUCCGAUUAUCGUCCCUUGAUUUCUCUUUAAUGUCUCCCUCCUCCAACGAUCCACGGACCGAGUCGCAUACAAAGUCUCUCGUAGACGUUUCCGAAGUAGAUCCGAAGGAGUAUCCCGCAAUCUCUUCUUCGAAUAACGUCCAAAGUCCCGAUCACCCUAGCACUUGCAUCCAAUCGUCGACCCUCGCCCAUCUUCGUCCACGAUCCAAACUGCAUUUAGGUAAAGAGACGAGGCAAGGAUCUGUGCAGCGAUGCAGUUCGGAUGAGGAAGUGGAGAAAGAAACGGCCGAAGACGAGAUUGAAAAAAGGAUACGCAGGAUCCAGGAUAUUGUUGAGGAAGGCCUCGCUUCUCUGCAAACAAGACUUUCGACUUUCGAAGAAACAAUGGGUCACUUGCCUGUAGACACCAUAGAGUCCAUGCUAUUAUCUCUUACGACCAUGUUGACGGAGCUUCGUACCUACGACGAAGAGGUUGCACAACUUCAAAGGCAAUUACGCGAGAUUCCUGCCGAUGUUGAGUCUCAAAGACUUUUAACAGCUUUGACGGAAAUUCACACACGUAUUACCUCCCUUUUCGAUCAAGCAGAGCAAGGACGGGCAGCACUCGAACAGGCGCGAGAGGAUCGAGAAAGACGCAGCCAAGAUAUUCAUACUUAUAAAUUAUUCCUCGAAGAAACAGACACUUGGCUAAGAAAUAUCAUAUCGAAAAUAGACGAACAACAUUCAUUUAACACCAACAAGAUUUUACAGGAAGAAUUGAGGAAUCGUGCACAUCGAGUCUCAGAACUCGAGUCAUUACCAGAAGUGAGUGCGCUGGCGAUAGAACUGAAGAAAGCCCUCGUAAACACAAUUAAUCAGCUCUCACAAAAGCAGCAGACAAUUAUUAUCCUCCAGGAAAUCUGUGAUGAGCAAGCUCAAGCUGACGAUGAAUCGACAGAGAAAGACAAUGCUACUCUGGACGAAGCACCCUCAAUUAAUUCUUCCUUGGAAGGCGGUCCGCCCUCUUUGGCUGAUGUUUCCUUACAAACUGGUCAAAGUUUAUUAAUCGACGACGUUGUGGAAAAAAAAGCCCAAUUCACAAAACAAACAUCUACAACGCAAAUCCCAUCGUCGAUUACAUGUCAUUCUCUCACGACGCAGACGACGCAAGAUUUACCAAGCGAGGCUGCUCAAACGCAGGAGGCUAUAAAAAUCUUAAAAACCACGAAAGGCGAUCAUGACGUAAUCGAAAUAGCGACUAAGUACUUGCCAUCUAAUUCUAGUCAAGAGCCAGUACAUCAGGAGCAAUCUAGCGUUUUGUCUAGUGAAGACAUCGUCGUCGACAUGAAAUAUCAAGAUGCGAAAAAAACCGAUAGCGCGACGAGCGAACUAAACAUUGUCCAUGUUGCGCCACAAUCUUUUGAGACGGUUUUAGUCGAACCGGACGACAUUACUACCGAGGUAGUUGUCGAUGCCGACGGCACGAAAAGAAUCAUAGUAAGAAAGUUACGACGUACUACUACGGUCAGUAAACAAACUACACAGCAGCAUAUGUCUACGUUAGCGACGACACUCGGAGACACGCCGCUGAUGAUGCAAGCUUUCUCAGAGGCUGCGAUGAGAGAUCAGCAAAUCACCGUGACUAAAACGAGACCAGAUGGUACCAUAGAGACUAUAACAAGACAGAUUUACGGCGGUAAAGUCACCACAGGCGCUGGCGAAGGUAUCAAUGUGGAGGAAUAUGAAACGGAACCUCGGUACACACACAUGGUGACGCAAGGUCAGAUAGGAGAUAUCAGCUGCCAACCAGUUGAAGAAGAAAUAUUGAUGGAGGGUGGGGAAUAUCAAACGAGAACUUCGAGCGUUCAUGCCGUUGUGCAGCAAGUCACUAAACGAAUUAUUAAAAAGACACGCAAAAUCAUUCGGAAAGUUACUAUUAUAGACGGCAAGGAAACCACCACCGAAGAAGUAAUCGAAGAACCUGAAGAGAUAGAAAUAAACGAGCAGGAUAUACCGCACAUCAGUAUCAAUGUGGUUAAGAACGAAGAGCAAAAAAUUAUAGUUCCUGCGGAAAAAGCAAUCGAAAUACAACAGCAGGAAGCAAUGAAAUCAAAUAUACCAAUAGAGCAUACUCCCGAUAGUUUGAUUCAAGGACCAUUUUUUGGACCAUUUGCUAAGGAUAUGAUGAGUGAGCGUCAAAAUCAAAUAAACGAAAAAAUUAUCGAGAAGCCAACCAUCGCAGAAAAAAAUGAUGACAUCGUAGAAAUUGACACAUCGAAUAUUGUAGAUGAAAGCAUGUCGUCAAAAGAACUCUUGACGACAGAUUCAAAGAUAAAGUUAGCAGAUCCUGAACAAACUGUGAUACGAGAAACGCUCUCUUCUUCGGAAGAACAUGUAUCACAAUUAGAACAAUCAGAAAAUUUAAUUAAUGUUCCAGAUGAUGAAAGCAUUUCUGUUUUACGUGAUGAAAAUAUGGUACCAAAAGAAAUGGAAACCAUGAAAGAACACGAAUUCGAACAUUUCCCCACUAAGGUAAAUGGCAUAAAUACACUUCCUGUUGAUAAUCAAGCAUUCAUCGAUACUGAACGAUCUGCCGUUUUGCAGACUCCUGUCGAAGAUGUUACAGACGCAGUACAACCAGAAUCUUUAAAAUCGCCAUUAGAGCCGACCAUAACAGAUGACGAAUCGGUGGUCCCCAAGACUACUUGUAAGUCUGACGAUGCACCAGUAAAAAUUGAAACACUCAAUGUUGAGGUAGAAAACGGCACGGUAGAAGUAGAAAUGCACCAUGAUGUUAGCAGCACUGUAGAAGCUGGUACAAAUGUCGAUAUAUCAAAUGUCAUUCUCUUAGAGGAAGAAGAUGAAAAGGAAGAAAUGUUAAAGAAAGACGGAUCGUUUGAACCAUCCAAGAAUAAAGAAGAAGAUGUAACAUCGCUUCGACAAUCGGAGCCACAAAAUGAAUCAAUUAUUCGACCGUGUGAAUUAGAUAUUGAAUCCAACGAAGAAAGAACUACUUCAAGAUUAAAAGAUGUCGAAACAUCACUUAAAGAACAAGAAAUAUCAGAAUUAUUUACAGAAGAGGAAGAAGAUAAUUUAAGGGAUGAAGCACUCAAGCCCGAGUACAAACCAGUGUUCCAUAAGGUAGAGAUAGCCUUGUCUGUGAGUAAAGAAGAUGCGGAAAUUAAACCAUUGGUCUCUAUCAAAACUCAGGCAGAACGAUCCGAAAUUGCGCCAUAUAAUAGUAUUGUUAAGGAAGAUGUAGACAUUAGUCUUCCGAUGGAUAAGAAAACGAUAGGAGUAAUACACGAUAAGAUCGUACAAACCAGCGCUUUUCUUACAGCUGAAAAAGAAACAGAAACCUUACAAGAGACGGCAGAUAAAGUAAUCGAUGUUCACAUCGAAUCCUCGGAGCAAAGCAAAUCAGAUUCGUCAAGUCAUAAAAGUAGAAAAAAGAAACGCCACAAGGAUAAGACAGAAUCUUCAGAAAAGCCUGUAGAAGCAGAAUCUAGUUCCAUUGCUACAUCGAUUGCUGAAUCUAUGGAGAUUAAUGUCCCAUCAUCUGAUUCAUCUAAACAAGCUAGUGAACAGCCGCAACCGGAUGUUACGGAGAUCAUCAAAUCUAAUAUUGAAUCGUCUUUAAGUUUAGACGAUGGUAUAGUGGCUGAAGAAAAUGGAUAUCAACCGGAUGACAUUGAUGUAUUGUCGAUUACACCAGAAGAUGAAAAUGGCGUAAAAAGAAAGAGAAAAAAGAAGAAAAAACAAAAGAUUCGAUUAAUUCAAGAUGAAGAUCUAACUCAAGUGCCCAAAACUAGCAGCAAUGAUGCGACAUUUACAGAUGAUAGCGUUAAUUUAGAGUUUUCUAAAUCUGAAAAAGUAAUCGAAGAAAAUUCGACAUUUAUACAAACAUCUCCUGAACCGCUACCGUUAACUUUAGAAGAAGAGAGUCAAACAGAUAAAACUGAAGAGAUUCAUAUUGAGACACAAACAAUUUUAGAACCAGGACUUGAUUUUAUUGCGGAGAAUAUUGUGGAAAGAAUCCCGAAAGUGGAAGAUUUAGGAAUACAGACUAUGACACCCAUAGCCACGCCAAUGGAGGAAUUUGCUAUUCAAACUAGUCCAAUCGAGGAUAUUCCUUUCAUUAAAACGGAAAUGGAAGAUUCUCAAGCACAAACAACCGAAGUUGAUGUUUAUUCCACGGAAAUGCAGACUUCGCCUAUUGAAGAAACUUUAAUGAUGACAAAUGAAACUCAAACAAUAAUAAAUACCGCGAUGGAAGUCGAGCAACAAACUACUCCACCACCAAUAGUAGAGAAAAUCAUUAUGCAGGAAAGUGGUAUUCAAACAUUACCUCCAAAAGUACCAGAAUCUUUGGAAAAAGAUAUACAAACAAACAAUGUCGUGACUAGUCCGGAACAACCAAAUGUUUUGCAUACAGAUACUCAAACAAUCGCAAUGCCUGAAGUGGCUACUGAAACAAUAGAGACACAAACGACGCCUGAAGAAAGCCCUCGAAAGACAGAGCUGCAGGAAACCGAAAUGGAAAUAAAAUCAAUUAAAGAGACUACAAUGCAGACCAGUCCAACCGUUGUCAGUCCAGAACCUAUACAAGUAUGCGAAGAAUCUAUUCAAACCAGCAUCGAAGAAACAAAGCAGACUACCGAGGAAGAAUCACAGACUAGUCCUCCAGAGAAAACUCAGACCUUUGAUAGCUCGAUGCAAAUAGAAACAGAAGAUCUGAUACCACAAAUCGAAAAAAGUGUACAAAAUAUUCCUGACGUGUGUGAAAUCAGCGCACAAACAUCUUUAGAGAAAGAGAAUCAACCAAUCGAAAUGACGUCGAUAUCUCAACAGACAACAUUAAUUUCAACUCAUACAGUUGAAACAUAUACGGAAGAUCCCAAAAUAGAAAAAACUGAAAAAGAAGAUGCACAAGAAACGCCCGUUUUAAUGGAAGCGGAUGUCUUAAAAGAAACGACGAAGGAAGAGGGAAUAAUAUUUACAGAAAUAAUAAAAGAAACUCCAGCAGCACCUGAUGUACAAGUACGAAAAAUAGAAGAGAUAAGAGAAAUGGAAGUUGCGAGUGACAAACCAAUAUCAGAGAUUUCCACAACGAUUCCAGAAAAUAUCGGACAGAGAAAAACAUCUGUCGAGGAAGAAAUAAACCGUCAAUUUUCUGAAAUACCUAUGAUAAAAGAUAAUUUAAAAUCAUCAUCGGAUAGCGUAAAAACAGAAGAAUCUACGAUAUCAUCUUUGAUAUCGGAAAGAAACAUUACUCCGGAUACAUCAUUUGAAAUUCACGUUCAUGCGAGCAUAGACUUGUCUGCAAGUGACACGCUCGAUACAUUUGAUAGCAAAGAAACGCUUGAUAAUUCGCAAGAUACGACAGCUACUGAGGAUUUCAAUAACGACGCGGAUGUUGCAGAGCAUAGCAAAGCGAUUAAACGGCAAAGAAGAAAGAGGAAGCACAACAAAACCAUGGAGAUAAAUUUACCUAACAAAGAUCAGUCACAGUUCGAAUCUAUAUUUGGACAGCCAAUAAAGUCUCAGGAUACUACCUUGAAAUUGUCUUAUUGCGACGUAGCCAAGAAAAAUGUCAGCAGGCGAACAUCUUUAGUGGGAAAUAAUGACGUUGUGGAUGACGUAGUAUGUGAAUAUUCUUCUCAAAUGAUACCUCAGAUUAAAUCAGAUCAGAUGAAAUCGGAGGAUAUAGCAUCGAGAAUUACUACAGAAAGCACGAGUCGACACGAAGAAGACAUUCAAAACGUACCAAAUAUCUCAAUUACCUCGGAUCAAUUUAUGAUCGAUUCAAAUCGCCACAUUCCAGAAUCAAGAGCUAUAUCUGAAGUAACAGAGGUACAAAUGCCAUUUUUGCCACCUGAUAAACCGACGAUAGAACCAUUACUAAUAUCGUCAGAUCAGGAGAAAUCAUCCGCAAUUAUAUCUAAAUCAUCGUCUCCUGAACCGAUGGAUACCACUGAAGAGCCACUGUCACCCAUAGAAAUCGAGCAAUCUAUUCUCAGUAAAGAAAUCAAUGAAUCGUUUCAAGCAGAGAGUCCAACAUACGCCGAAGUGACAUCCGAAUCGCACAAAAAACUUGCACCUGCCUCGCCUAGCACCGAAAUAUACGAGAGAAAAGAGAUGAAUUUGUGGCAAGAAUCCGUCACCGAAGUACCAUCUCUCAACACUUUGUCUGCAGCUUCUCUUUUAGAAAGAUCUUUGGAAUAUGACAUUAAACCGCAAUAUCAGAGAAUGCCACAAGCGAUGCAAGCUGCGAAAAUAAUAACUGAUCGAGUGAAAAAUCUUCAGAAUACCAACGAGUCGAGUUACCUAGGUAACAUCUUGCACAUCGCACAUCUUGAGGAAGUCACCACGGAGAAACUCGUGGAAGAACGUUCGUCGGAUGUUCGCAAAGAAUUGGCGCAGCUACAAAAUGCUAUUCAAGAAGACGAUGCGAUAAUGAUUGAAGAAACUUUUAUUACUGUCGUUGAAACAAUCUCAACUUGGCUGGAGACUAUCGAGUAUCGAAUCUUUCUAAACAGAGAAUGUCCGACUGGGCCUUCUCACGAGGAUGCUAAAACGUUCAUCGAAUUAAAAGAUGAAAUGGAUCAUGUCAAAGAAAAUAUUUGCGAGCUUGAUGACAUUUGGCAGCAAUUAGAGCCAAACUAUCCAGAACAAGAACGGGAAAGAUUACGAAAAUGUAUAGACGCUGUUGAGCAUCAGAUGAAAAUUAUCGAACAUAUUACGAUUGAUGAAGAAAAACAUGCCAGCAAACAACUCGCAAAAUGGGACGAAUUUCUAAAUGGCGUGAACAAUAUGUAUAGGCUAAUCGACGAGCAACGUAAACAGCUUGAUUAUAUAAUUGAAAGUGAAAAUUCCACACGUUGGAAAUUGCAGGAACUCGAUAAAUUGGAGAACACAAAUCGUUGUCAUAUGUGGAAGACGAGUAAGCUUAUCAAUAUCACUCACGAAUUAUUGCGCGAUUAUCCAGGCAAGAUUAUACCUGAUGAAACAUACGCCGCACACGAAAUGACGAAGAUCAUCGGGCAUAAUGUAGACGUCGAACGAGAGCGUCUUCUCCAAUUGCUUCUCUUAGCUGAGGAAUAUGAGCAAACACUCCAGGAAUUUGCACAAAUUACCGAUAUCGCUGAAAAUCUGCUAGACAGUCCGAUAUCUGUGAUGAGCCUGGAAUAUCUUCAAGAGGAGAUGCAGAAACACAGAAAAUUCUUCGUCAAUUUAAAUCAUUGUCGCGCGAUUCUCGAAUCGCUGGAGGGCAAUCUAGAUCCCGAAACCAGAGCCAAACAUUCAGAUCUGCAUAAAGAGCUUCAUGAUAAAGCAACUGCGUUGCUCGAUCAAGCGGCUUCAAGAGCGCAACAAAUGGCAUUGGCCGCGUCACGAUGGAUGCUACUGGAGCAAAGUGUGAAAGAAGAGAGAGGAUGGCUUCAAGUUGCACAUCAACGUGUCCCUGAUCUUCAAACAGUGACCUCGACCGAUUACGAUCAAUACAUCUCUUUAUAUCAGUCUCUAUCAUCAGAUGUAGCAACCCAUCGUGCACGCUUAAUUCAAUUAUUCGACGUGGCAUGUAGUCUCCGUGAUCUCAUCAACAUCGAGGAUCCCGAAGAUCAUUACGCUGAAAUUUUAGACGUGAUCGUAAAAUUGCAAGACAACAUUGAAUCUUCCUUGAGAAGGCUACUGGCUUUUAGAGAGAGUUGGAAUAACCAAGAGACAUUGAUGAAUCGUGUGGAACAAUGGAUGACAACGGCUGAGAAGGAGCUUGCCAUGUUACGCGAUCCCUCAGGAAGUUCCAUGCGUCAGUUCUGGGAAUUGAAGGCACAAUAUGAGGUUCACAACAACAUGCGUAAUGAAGCAGACAAUUGCUUUGAGCAAGCUUUACGAAUUAUACCUUUGUCAGACGAAAUAUUACAGCGACAAUUCCAUUACGAAUUGCAAGAUCGUUGGAAUGAGAUUAGUAAUAAAAUCAACGAAAUUCAAAUGGAUGUCACUCGCAGCAUUUCCUCGGAGGAGAUCUCAUCGAACGAGAAACUGAAGCUAUUCGAAAAGGAGCUGAACGAAUUACGAAUGACUAUCAACAGUUUUUAUGGAGUAUUAAAGACGAAAGAGGAACUCGACUUGUAUAUCGAGAGACUCACUGUUCUAUUCGACAGAAUCUCUUUGAUUCAAGAUGAAAUAGGUCGCUUGGGUCUUUUACCAGCAGCAGAAAGCGAAAGAGUCGGAUUCUUGUUAUCAUCGGCUCGUUGUAUCGAGGGACAGAUAAGUGAAGAGCUAGAUUCGGCGCAACUACUCAGAGAAAAAAUUCAAGUUCUUCAACGUGGAUUAAAUCGCUUUAGAAAGGCUUACAAAAGAUUAUCGGCAGUACUGGAUCAAUGCGAGGGCAGCGAAAAACAAGAAAGCGAUUUGGUGGCCGCGGCUGUUAAUCAAUGUCAAUCAGUCGCAGAUGAGUUGGCGAUUCUCUGGCAAGAUCUAAUGGCGUUAAGACAAAUGCUGCAUAAGUUGCCGACCUCGAUGAGAGUAACAGUAUCGCCGGUAGGCAUAGAAAGAGACUUAUCCAACAUACAGGAUGUACACACCGAACUUGAAUCAAGAUGUACGCGACUGCUCUCAUUACUGACGAAUAGAUUGGAGUUGUGGCGACGAUUCGAAAAGCAGUUGGAAAUAGUGCAGCAAUCUGUCCAGGAAGCGGAUUAUAUGAUGGAGCUAUUAACCGUCCAAGGCUCCGUCGAUUACGAGAGAUUACUAAAGGCUACCGAACGAUUAGAGGGUCUAAAUGGUGAUUUGGGUGCCCGAGAAGUUCUCAUUGACGAAUUACGUGCUGCUGCCGAGCCUUUGCGGGAGAGCUGUGCCGUAGAAGUCCGCGAGAGAGUCGAUGCCAUAGUAAAUGAAGCCGUACAGGCUUGGGAAGACACAAGGGCCGAAUUAAACGCCCUUUGCACCAGAUAUCAGCACGCGUGCAGGCUCUGGCAACAAUACAGGGACUCUAGUGCUGCGGUAAAGGCCUGGGUAGACACUCAAAUGAACACUGUGGUAAACUUGCCACCGGAGGAAGCAGUCAAGCAGGUCAAGAUUUGCGAGGAGACACUGGCGGAACACAAAGAGAGACUGGCGGAACUACGCGGUCUAGUAGCACAGAUAGCCUCAGACGUAGGUCUGAACGCCGAUGGACCGCUUCAUUGCGAAGUCGAAGCACUCGGUCAACGACUUGAGGAUGUUCGGGAAACCUUGUCGUCUCUCGCGGAUACGGUAGAUGCUCAUGUUCUCAAUCAAGAGCUCGCCCGUGGUGAUCUAUGUCAGACGAAAAAUUUUCUCGACUCGGUCCAACAGAACCUAAUGACGGUGGGUCAGGGCGAAUCUAAUGAGCAGCUGACAGUGCUGCGGAACCAUCUCCUCGCUUUAACUCGAACUGAACCGCAGCUUCAAUUCAUCAAGGAUCGCGCGUUAGAUAUGUCUGUGCAAGAACCAUCAGUGGUUGAAGUGAUCCAAUUAUGGCAGCGUGUGUUUCAAGAAACCUUCCAACAGUAUCAUCGUUUGUCGACGCGAUUGAUCCGCUCGCAGGACGUAAUCGCCGCACUGAAACUCUGGGAGGAAUAUCUGACACAUGUGCAGGACUUCCUGUCAACCGGCGUGCCAAGUGAUUACAAUGGUUUAUCGGAACAUCGAAAUCUCUGUGAGAUUCAUCGGAAACUUCUACCUGAGCAGCAAAAUGUCAUGUUAACGGUACGACAAGAGGAAGAGCGUGACAGGUCGAUCGCCGAGCAAUUCAACGCUUUGACAAAUCUGCACAACGAGACACUGGCGAGAAUACUAGAACGACAUGCGGUGGUGCGCGACAGAAUAUCCGCCUGGGAUAAGUACAGGCUGGAUCAAAGUAAGUUAUUAGCUUGGCUAAAAGAAGUCGAGAGAGAACGGCAACGUUUGCACUUACAGUUUAUUCACCUGAGACGACUCGACAAGAUCCUACAAAGAAUUCAGGCGUUAUUAGAUAAGAUACCAACCGGCGAGACUCAGAUAGAGUCUCUUCAAAAGCAGCAAGAGUACCUCCUGACUAAUUGUGAGGAGGCAUUGGCCGUCUCGAUACGCAUGGAACACGCCGCGAAUACGCAACGGAUUGCCAAUCUGCGCGCCGGCCUCGAGACCUGGAGGGAUUUUGUUCAGAGAGUGCAAAAGCUGUAUGAAGAACACAUCGAACAGUCCAGCGUAAUCACUUCGAUCUUCCAAGAAAUCAGUCAGGCGCUGAGUGCGGCUUUUCACGCGAAACCGACGAGCCUAUUCAAGACAAAGGAACAAUUAGACUCACUUCAACACUUGAGAAUUCGUCUAGCUGAUGCACAACGUAAUCUCGAAUCUCUCGGUGUCGUCACGGAACAGUUGAGGGAAUGCCUAAGUCCGAGCGACAUGAAGACGCUAAACCAGCACGAUGCACUUCUGUCGCAACAAUACGGCGACCUUGAAUAUCAAUUAGCCCUACUAGCGUACAGACUUGCAGAACGUUGCAAUCUUCAUGGUCGAUGGGAAAAUAGGCUAAACAAGUUUUUGUCAUGGAUGGAAGACACCACGCUCCGCAUGCAAGAUUACAAUACAACAGCGUUGGACGAGCCUGAGGAGACGGUAAAGCGACUCGCAAGUGAGUUGCAAGCGGAGAUGAGUUUGAAGCAGCGCGAACUCGAAUGGUUGCAAAAUACUGGACAGGAGCUGAUAGACAUAGCUGAAGAGACGGAGAAAGCAAAACUCCAACGAUCCUUGGCCGAAGUCAAUGAAAAAUGGAAUCAACUGAUGAUCGACGGCAAAGCGAGAGCUAACAAGCUAGUCGAUCUAAUUCAAACGAUGAACUUGUUGUUAAAGAAAAUAGUUGAUUUACGAACAUGGUUGACAGGCAUUGAGGGUCAAUUAUCGGAAACUCUUAUAAUCGAAAAACCCAUGCAGAAAAGCAUCGAUAAGAAACUCGAAGAUCACAAAUACCUCAAAACCUCGAUUGAGGCCGAAAGCGGUAAUAUCAGCCAAGUGUUGAAUCUAUGCGAGAUCCUGCUGAAUGAUUGUGACACAUGGAAAGCCUCUUUUAAUACAGACGCGAUAAAGAACGGCAUGAACUAUCUGGAAAGACGAUGGAAAGCCGUAUGCGUCAAAUCCACUGAGCGUAAGAAAAGAAUCAUAAUGAUUUGGAAAAUGUUGCAAGAAUUAGAUAAAACUAAACAAGAGUAUGAACCUUGGCUAUCCAAGACGGAAAAGUCUCUCUCAGAGCUGGAAAAAAAUCUUACCGAAAUCUCCAAGGAAGAAUCAGAGAAGUUAAUGGAGAAAGCUAAGUCAAUCGCUAGAGAUAUUGAGGCGCAUCAAAAAGCUUUGAAAAUUCUCGAGCAAACAUUUGGACGGUUAGCCAAGUCCGGACUGGAUCCUGAUAAUUUCAGAUCGCUCACGAGCGAGACGAGGAAGAUCAUCGACAGGUGGUUGGCUGUCGGAAUGAAAAUCAAUGCCAUUAUCCCGAGCCUUCAACAAGAACAGAAGACUUAUCGCGAGUUCGUGUACAUGCAUGGCGCCGCGGUCGUAGGCCUGACGCAAGUAGACGUUCGCUUAACGCAGAUGCAGCAUCUCGCUACUCCCGAACAGAAAUCAUCUCUGCGACGAAGGCGUCAACAGUUAAGGGAGAUCGAGGAAGAGCUCGAUACUCAAAAUGUCACACUGCGAAAAGCGGAUGAGCUAGCGUUGCGGGUCAUGCAGGAGAGUAAUUCUGAUGACGUGGCCGCGAUUCAGGAACUCGUAGACGAAUAUCAAUUAUUGUGGCAAGAUAUUAAAGAGCGGGUAACCGUGCUGAAAACGGACUUGGAGAUGCAGGAGAGAUCGGAAGUUGACGAAGCGGUGCAAGUAGAGACAUUAAAAUUCGAACAAGACACCGCGGUUCAGGUAGAUACUUUACCGAGACUUAUCAAAAUGACCUCGUGCGAUGCUUAUCUGAUGGAAUUAGAGGCUGCCUUAAAUGAAUGCAAUAAUGCCUUGAACACUCUGGAAGCGGCGGUGACGCCUGAUCCUGUUUCCGGUCCUGGACUCAAUGCAGCUGCUAAAACUAUCGCUAAACUGAUUGGAAGUUGCCAGUCUUCGAUAGAACUGGUACGCCACUUUCAUACUCUGCUCAUGGAAGAUGACAAACUGAAUUUAGGAGCUGCUAAAAGUAGCGAAGUAGCAACACUAAUAGCUCGAUACGAUACACUCCUUGCAUUAGCAAGAACACGUGAACAGCAAAUCAGAGAGCUCAGCGAUAAUGGCAGAUUGACAUGUCCACUAUGCUCUCGCCGUAAUUGGGCUCAGCUGGACAAUGACUUCUGGCGUUUGGACAAAUGGUUAGAGUAUGCUGAAGGUACGCAAAGUGAACAGCAUUCACCACCCAGCGACAUAGAACAACUGGAAGACGUGAUUCAAGAUCAUCGCGAAUUUUUACUUGAUCUUGAUAGCCACAAGAGUAUUGUAACAAGUUUGAAUAUAGUCGGCGCUCACUUGGCCGAUCAUACCGAGGAUAUGGAACGUGCGAAAGAGCUUCGCGAUCGAUUGUCUGUGGCAAACAAACGAUGGGAAAAAAUUUGUACAGCUGCCGUGCAGUGGCAAGAACAGUUGCAACAUGCUCUCAUGACAAAUCAUCAGUUUUAUAGCAUUAUAGAGGAGUUGUUAGCUUGGCUCGAGCGCACCGAAAUUAGUAUUCGAGACAGCGAACCGAUUGAUCUGACUGAAUCUACCAAUGUUAUAGAAGUAAAAUAUAAUAAAUUUAGGGAAUUGCGAAACGAUCUUGAGCGUUGCGAGCCACGAGUGAUAUCGUUACAAGAAGCGACUAAUCAUCUUUUAGAUGAACAAGCAGAAACUAGAACACGUUUACAGGAACUACGAUUAAGACUGCAAUCGUUAAGAAGAUUAACCGGUAUUUAUACUCUUAAAUUGGGAGCUGCUCUUGGGCUGGACCCGCGAGAUGUUGGUCUCGCCACUACAUCAACAUCUCUCGCAUCUCUUUCACAUGACCUACUCGACGAAGCUGCCUCUGGAACUGAUCAGCCUCACACUACCAGCACAAAUGGUGACGAAAACAACCGAUCAGUACUGGCGCGUGGAUAUCGUUUCCUAGGAAGAGUCCUUCGAGUUUCUCUACCGAUACAAGCUCUAAUGCUGUUAUUGCUUGGCAUCGCAUCGUUGGUACCGUCUGCAGAAGAGGACUACAGUUGUACACUCUCCAAUAAUCUCGCCAGGAGCUUUACGCCGAUUGCCUUUUAUCCGAAUGGACCGCCACCGGUAUAA